Ochotona curzoniae (black-lipped pika) is the source of this 1338-nucleotide messenger RNA. It is a transcript of the gene MTRF1L, whose product is annotated as mitochondrial translation release factor 1 like. Gene Ontology annotation, biological process: translational termination. Bases 1 to 1143 code for a protein of 380 amino acids. The transcript is spliced from 7 exons. NCBI's taxonomy places the organism in Eukaryota, Metazoa, Chordata, Mammalia, Lagomorpha, Ochotonidae. Gene Ontology annotation, molecular function: translation release factor activity. The record is from RefSeq and is a predicted model, not a curated record.
AUGCGGAUCCGCUGCGUGUGGGCGGCUGCCCGGCGUCUGUGCGGCCUCCCGGCCCUGGGCCCUCCUCGCCGGCUGGUCAGCGGCCGGGCCGCGGCGGUGGAGGAGCUGUUCGCCCCGGACGGGCCUCUGCGGUCCUUCCUGGAGCGCCAGGCCGGAGCUGGCUCCCCGGGGCUGGGUGGUAGGCCGCAGGUAGCGGCGGUCGCCCGGCUGCUAAGCGCCAAGGAGCGGGAGCUGCGGGAGACCGAGGCCCUGCUGCGCGAUGAGAAUGAAGACUUAAGGAAACUUGCCGAGAAUGAGAUAACUUUGUGUCAAAAAGAAAUACUGCAGCUCAAGCAGCAGAUCAUUGUGCUUUUGGUUCCCUCCGAAGAAGCAGAUGAAAAUGACUUGAUCCUGGAAGUAACUGCAGGAGUUGGGGGUCAGGAAGCAAUGUUGUUUACUUCAGAGAUGUUUGAUAUGUAUCAGAAGUACGCGGCGUUUAAAAGAUGGCAUUUUGAAACCCUCGACUAUUUCCCAAGUGAAAUAGGAGGCCUUAGACACGCGUCCGCCAGCAUCGGAGGCCCAGAGGCCUACAGGCACCUGAAGUACGAAGGAGGGGUUCACCGAGUACAGAGGGUUCCCAAGACAGAGAGGCAGGGCCGCAUCCACACCAGCACGAUGACCGUGGCCAUUCUGCCCCAGCCCACCGAGAUUAACCUGGUCAUCAAUCCUAAAGAUUUAAGAAUCGAUACAAAGCGAGCCAGCGGCGCUGGGGGCCAGCACGUGAAUACCACCGACAGUGCCGUGCGAAUAGUUCAUCUUCCUACAGGUAUUGUUUCUGAAUGCCAGCAAGAGAGAUCUCAACUGAAAAACAGAGAGAUGGCCAUGAAAAAGUUGCGUGCGAAGCUCUACAGUGCGCGUCUAGAAGAAGAGACGAGUAAACGCUACAGCGCCCGCAAGAUCCAGGUUGGAACUAAAGGAAGAUCAGAGAAAAUAAGAACAUACAAUUUUCCACAAAAUCGAGUCACAGAUCAUAGAAUAAACAAAUCAAUACAUAAUCUUGAAACUUUCAUGCAAGGAGAUGAUCAACUGGAUGAACUGAUACAGUCAUUGAAAGACUAUGCCGAUUAUGAAUCUUUAUUAGAAAUAAUUUCCAAAAAAGCUUAAGUUGAUUUGUUAUUAAUACACCUAGGAAAGUGGCAGCAGAUGGUCCGAGGGGUUGGACACCUGCUGCCCGAGUUGGAGACCCCGCUGGAGCUCUGAGUUCCUGGCUUCGGCCUGCCCAGCCUGGCCAGUGCAGCUGCUUGGAAGGUAAAACACCAGGUGGGAAGAGCUGUGUCUCUCAACUGCCUUUCAAAUAAA